Messenger RNA from Acaromyces ingoldii, 1140 nucleotides. RefSeq lists its product as hypothetical. The record is from RefSeq and is a predicted model, not a curated record. Gene Ontology annotation, molecular function: alpha-1,6-mannosyltransferase activity. Gene Ontology annotation, biological process: protein N-linked glycosylation. The transcript has a single exon. The coding region runs from base 212 to 1090 and encodes 292 amino acids. Lineage: Eukaryota; Fungi; Basidiomycota; Exobasidiomycetes; Exobasidiales; Cryptobasidiaceae. Gene Ontology annotation, cellular component: mannan polymerase complex.
ACCGAAUCUCGCAUGGGCCACGUCUGACUUUCCAAUGCCCCAAUCGACGUGCCGAUCGUGUGGCUUGAUUUGAUUCAGCUGGGGAGAGUACGUGAGAGACGCCAAAUUAGAGAGCGCGUGACUUGAAGGUUCCCGACCAUGGCGCAGUAGGCGUCGACAAGAAGACGACGACGACGACAACGACAACGACAACGACAACAACAACAACAAGAUGAAACAAAGAAUAUCGAGAAGAGCGGGAGCAGGAGGGUCUCUGAGGCCGUCGUGGAUCGUAUUGUGCACGACGGCGUUUGUGGGACUCUGCCUGCUCCUCUCGAUCGAUCCCCGACUCGCAGCCAGGCUGGACCGGGACGCCGCCACUGCAGCAGAAGCAGCAGCUGUAGCUGCUACUGCUUCUUCUACUGAUGGUGCAAAGGCGCAUGCAACGGCAUCGAGCUUGGUCACCUCGUCUCCUGCAGCACCCGCCUCAUCGGCUGCAGCUGCAGCUGCAGCUGUACAAGCACCGCCAGCCCUGGACAUAGUAGCGACGACCGGGCAGGCGCGCCCACACCCAUACAAGCUUCUCGCCCAGUCUCCUGACCAGUCGGCAUGGGACAUCUACGAGCAGACACUCGCCGACUUUAUCACCUCGUCGCUCCCCGAGCACGGCGGGCUUCGGCGGCGCGCACUCUCAUCGCUGCAGCGCGAAGGGCAUCGCAAGCGCUCGGGCCUGCGCACGGGCGACGACCUCGAGGGCCGCGAGCUGCCGCAGACGAUCUGGCAGACGCGCGCGCGGCGCAAGACGGGCGACGACUACGACGACGGCGACUACAUGGGCGACAGCUUUGCGGUGCUCAACCCCUCGUGGAAGCGCUUCGUCCUCGACGACGACCAGCUCGAGGCUUGGGUUAAGGACCAGCUCGGCGACAAGCCGUCGGCCCUGUACCAGAGCUGGGCCGCCGUCAAGGCCGGCAUCGCCAAGGCCGACUUUUUCCGCUAUCUCGCCAUGGCCCUCGAGGGCGGCGUCUAUUCGGGUGAGUCCCUCCGUCCGUCCGUCCGUCCGUCCGUCCGUCUGUCUGUCUUUCGGUCCGCGGUUGAGAUCAACAAGUGAGGAGCUGACCACGCACGGACCCAAACAUACCAGACAUGGACACCGUCUGC